Messenger RNA from Penicillium crustosum, 441 nucleotides. Its product is annotated as NADH dehydrogenase [ubiquinone] 1 beta subcomplex subunit 9. The transcript has 4 exons. The coding region runs from base 102 to 401 and encodes 99 amino acids. NCBI's taxonomy places the organism in Eukaryota, Fungi, Ascomycota, Eurotiomycetes, Eurotiales, Aspergillaceae. The record is from RefSeq and is a predicted model, not a curated record. Gene Ontology annotation, biological process: mitochondrial electron transport, NADH to ubiquinone.
UCUAUUUGAUAGACCAGUGCUAUCAACAUACAAGCUUUUUUUAAUUUUUCUUCCCCUGUUCCAGCUGGCCGGAAUUGGACCCGGGACAAAACUUGAGCACAAUGUCCACCUCCGCUGUUAAGUCGCUCUACCGGCGCUCUCUGAAACUGUCUCUUGACUGGGCUGUCCACCGACAGAUCUGGCGUGGACAAGCCGUCUAUAUCCGAUCCCUUUUCGAAGCGAACAAGGACGUCCGCGAUCCUCGCCAGCAACAGGUUUUGCUGCGCGAGACAGAGAAGCUUUUGGUAACCUGGAAGCACCCUGACCCAUACCGGGCACCUACUGCGCCCGGCGGCAACAAAUGGGAGCGCAACCUGCCGGCCCCAAUCCUGCCGUAUGCCCAACCUCCCGGUGCACACUAAGUCAAAUCAAUAUCGCAAAGGACAAAAUAAGAAUUUGGCC